Messenger RNA from Pomacea canaliculata, 5282 nucleotides. Its product is annotated as sorting nexin-21-like. The coding region runs from base 97 to 1095 and encodes 332 amino acids. Lineage: Eukaryota; Metazoa; Mollusca; Gastropoda; Architaenioglossa; Ampullariidae. The transcript is spliced from 3 exons. Gene Ontology annotation, molecular function: protein binding; phosphatidylinositol phosphate binding. Gene Ontology annotation, cellular component: early endosome membrane. Gene Ontology annotation, biological process: protein transport. The record is from RefSeq and is a predicted model, not a curated record.
GAAAACGGAAAUAGUUUCGUCUGCUUUAAGGUAAAUUGUGAAUCAGAAACUUGGGUUUUGUUUUAAUGGAGCAUAUCGAAAUAUAAAGAAUUUACGAUGGAUGCACUUUUGAAAAAGAUUAGACCGCAAAAUGCUGCCUUAGACGCCCAGUUGCAAGAUUCAGACCCAGCAGAGCUUGCACUAGAGGACGACGAGUCGUUCACUGCAUCUAGCAUCACUGGUCAACUUACCUUUGCUGGCGAUGCAGAUUCCGUCGACGAUGAUGCUGGCGAAAGAGAAAAGACAGCUCCCUGCACAAUACAUUUUGAUGGCAGUCAAAGCAGCGCCAGCAGAGUAACAUUCGAGAUCACAUCAGCAGAGGUCAUCAAGGACACUCACUCCAGCCCUGUUACCUACAGGCGUUCAGGAUAUGUGGUAAUAUCAAGCAUGAUUCUGCAGAUUGAUAAGAUUUGGAUAUUUCACCAGAAGACAUCUACCUUCAUUAAGAAACGAUACUCGGAUUUUGAAUGCCUCCACAAAGCCCUAAAAAAGAGGUUUCCAAACCAUGUUAACUCUUUAGUUUUUCCUCAAAAGCUUCUCAUGGGGAAUUUCUCCAGCGAAACUAUUGCCAAACGCAGUCGGGCAUUUGAACAAUACUUGAGUCAUCUUUAUUCUAUCUUUGAUAUUCGAUAUUGUCCAGAGUUUGCACAUUUCUUUACUGGGGAUAGCUAUGCACAAGCAAUGGAGCUCUUUGUGGAAGGAAAACACGAGGAAGCAAUUCCUGUUUUGGAGACAUAUUUACCUGUUAUGGAAAAACUGUAUGGCAACUCUCAUUCACGCAUUGGUCAUGUAGUGUGCUCACUGGUUGUGUGUUACUCUCGGACUGACAGGCCAGACAUCGCAGAGGCCUAUGCUCGCUUAGCAAUUGAAUGUCUACCAGAAUCGUCUCUCACUGUGCCACUGCUGAAAACUGCAAUUUGGCUUUGUUGGAGGCUAAAGAAAGACAAGCAAGAUCUUGAACACAGACUUGACAAAAUCAGAUCGAGUGGCAUCAAUGUUGAUGAUGUGAAAGACCUGGAGCACAUUCUGCUUCACCAGCUUAAGUUUCUUACUUGAAUAGAAUGGCUAAAAUAGUGAAGUGAGGGAGGAAGAAAGUGAUGGCUUAGGGAGAAAACGAAAUCAAAUGAUUAAAUGGACAAGAGGAUUUUUUUUUUUGUAAUUCAGCUUUACCUAACGUUUCAUCAUAUUUGUAAAUUGUUAGCUUUUUUGUCAUCCAUUGAAAGAAAAUUUAAUCACAUUAAACGUAAUAUUGUAAAAUUUUAGAAAUGAAAGGUUAAGAGAUCGCAUUUAACAUUUUCUGUAUGAAUUACAAAAGGGAAAAUAUAUGCAUUGUCUGUUUUGGUUCUCAUUUAUUUAAAGGUGGGAGCUGCAGUUGAAACUUAGUAUAGUCAAAGAAGGCCACUCAUUAUUUUUUCUCGAGCAGUUUUACUAACAUAGUUCAUGCUAAAGGAUCUUUUAUGAGUACAUAUUUAUUGGAAUAUUUCUUUUUGCAAUUUAAUGAAAAAAAAUGCGAUUAAAACGUUGCUACCAUAACCAAUGAUCUGUUAAACAGCUAGAGCUAUUAAAAAUUCCAUUCUUUUAUGCAUAGUAUGAUUCAAAAUUGUGUCCUCAAAGGUGCUUUCUACACAACCCCAGUAUCCUGUAAACUGUAGAAUGGACAAUAUUUUACAUUCAUAUUUUAUGAGUGGCAGGUCAGCCUCAAAAUGGUGCCCCUAUGUGCUACAACAUUUAGUUUGUGAACAGAUAAUGGCAAUUUUUCUGUAUUAUGUUUGUGCCUUGUUACUUAUUUUAUGCUUUUGGCAUUUUAUGUUCAAGAUUUUAGUGAUUAUAAAUUAUUUAAAUAGUCUUAUGAGUUUGAAAUGGCCGCACUGGACUCAGUCAUAUCAACCUUGCAGGUCCUGUUAUUGCAUGUACAGGUUUCAUCUAGAUACUAUUGAUUAGGCAUGAGAAUAUAUGUAUAGAUCAUUCACUUUUUUUCCUUCCUCUUGGCAUCUUUUUGAGUCUGUCCCAUUGUAAGGUGUCAGAAUUGCAGGCAAGUUAUCCUUAGUUUUUAAUUUAGUUUAUUCCUUGUUACUCCUCGAGGAGCAUAGGGCCGCAUCCUUCUUAGUGAGUGUACCUUUUAUGGAUAGAAAACUGAGAUCUCUUUCUCUCUAGUUCCUAUGCUUUUGUUUUUGUGGUGUUUAGAUUUUUAUUAUCCUUCAGCAAUAAGACCUGCAUCUUCAAAACCAAUGAGUGUCACCAGUAAGUCCUACUGCAUGGUUCUGAAACCUGGAGAGUGAUUAACAUCAUCAACAAGCUCCAGACCUUUACCAACCAAUGGCUACGCCAUAUUCUGGGAAGAUGGGCUGAAAAGAUCUCCAACAGCAGCCUGUGGAAAAGAACCAACCAGAAUGCCACUAGCCAAGACACCAAAAAGCGCAAAUGGGGCUGGGUAGGACACAUCCUGCACAAACCAUCUGACACCAUUGCCAGGCAGGCACUUGACUGGAAUCCUCAGGGGAAGAGGAAAGUUGGGAGACCGAAGCAGACUUGGAAAAGAACGGUAGAGAGUGAGGCAAAGGACAAAGAACCACAUGGGCCUAACUGAGGGGGCCUGUGGAGCCUCAAGGGGUAACAAGGAAUAAACAAAACAGAUUUUCAGUUAUUUAUAUUUGAUCAUUAUUAUUCCCCUGUUGUUCAUUUUGACUCUGCAGGACUUGAAAUUUCUUCACAGGAUAGUUAAAGUUUCAAAUAAUCUAUUCUUAAUGGCUGGCAGUGAUUUGAGAAUACAUUAUAGCAUUACAUUUUGUUCUGUUUGUAUAUAUAUUUUUUUCCAUAAUCGCUUUGAUCUUAGCCAAAAGGCUGAGAAUAUUCUGAGUUUAUUCUGCAUAAGUCUAUGCAGAAGAAACUACAGGUAGCCUUAGCGGUUUUUGCAAUACCUGUUUAUUUAGAAACAUUAAACUUUCAUGGUGGAAUUCUGUUUUUUCACAGAAUUGUAUUUUUAAGUAUUAUUUCCUACAAUCAUUUAAACUGACAUGGAGAAUGAUGUGAAUUUGUUUUUUAAACAGUCAAAAAAAAAAUUGAUGAAUGCUCGAGGCCUUUGAGAUUCAUUUUUGAUGUUAUUAGGCAUUGCAUUUCAAGGUAGAGAACUAUAUAAUGUUCUUAGCUUGAGGUAGUUUCCCCUAUAUGACCAUCAGAACUUACACAAGGGCUAAGAAGGAUAUGAUUAUUGAAUGAGUAAAUGUAUUAUUUAUUUUACAAUUACUAUAUGACACAUUAUAAUGGCAAUGUUCAGCACAUGCUAUCAGUUUUAUAAGCAUGGCUUUGUCAGCUAUCCAAAUGUUUUCUUUUAUUUUCAGUUUGUCAGACUUUUCCUUUUUUCUUUGUUUGGUUUUUGUGCAAUGCAUAUACAAUGUUAGUCCUUGAUAUUUUUUGAUGAGAUUUCCUCAACUGUUUUCCAUUAUUGUGGUACAGAGCUUUUUCCAAAGUUAUUGAUAAUUUGUUUUUUGGUACUGAAGAUGUAAAUUAUAUAUUUAUAAAUUAUGCUGAUUUCUUAUGUUUUGUGUAUUACUUUAAAAUAGCAUCAUUUCUUUACAUGAAAGCCCUCAAUAGUAAGUAAAAUAUUACAUACUUAAAUAACUGCCAGUUAAGCAUUAUUACUUUGGCCAUACUGCAUGCAAUAGAGUGACAGUAAAGAAUUAUAAGAAAACUGUAAAAUACAGGGUGUCAAAAUAUCUUGUACACUGUUUACAAUAACUUUUUAAGCCUUUAACUUAAUAUUUCAGUUCGAUAUGCUUAUAGCUCAUAUUUUUAUUUUCCAAGGACACAAUAAAUGAAAACAAGCACAGGAUAUGUAAUCUUGUUUGUGGGUUUCUGAAUUUAAUGAAACUGGCUUUUUGUCAUUGCUUGAUGACAACUGUAGAGCAAUAUUGAAAAUUCUAAAGAAAACUAAAUCUAUUUUGUGAAAAAAUUUAAUUUACUUACAAAUAUUCCAAAACAUAUCAUGAAUUUGUCUGGUCACAAAGAUGCAAAACCUGCCUAGAGGAAGAGUUUAAGAUUUAUGUGCACAUGCAUAUAUUAACUAAUGAUUAAAUUGCAGCCACUAUUUCUGAUUCAUUUACGAUCCCAUUCUUUUCUUCUAUGGAAAAGAAGCAAAGUAUCUGUUUAUAAGAUGGUUGCAAAGUUACAGCUUCUGAAAUGGCAAAGUGGCAACAUGUUAUAACUAAUAUAAGCUUUUUUGAGAACAUGCUUUAUACUACUAAUACUUUGUAUCUGCCGAUAUUUUGUUCUACACUUGUUCUCCUUUACAUUCAUUGUUCUAAGGCAAUUUUUAAACUGUGAUGUAUGACUUUUGUUCUCUGCACAAUUUUCAUAGUUUAUUGUUUUUCUAAAAGGAUGCAUUUGAAAUACAUUUUACCAAUCCUUUUUUUUUAAAUCGUUGUAGUGAUUCACAAGAAAUGAGAUUAACUUAAAAAGAAUUAAAAAUGAAUCUGUAUUAAUGCUGGCCCUGCAUGCUACUAUAGUUGUUACAUGACCUUUAUUGACUGCAUGUUAACAAGUAGCAGUUAGACCUGCAAGUAAAUCACCAGUGUCAAGUAUGUUAAAGAAUUACAAUUUCUUAAAGUCAUUGCAGCUAGACAGCAGCAUAGCGGUUCAUGAUAGGUAUCAUGGUACUAAAAGUGAUAUAAAGCCUCAUAUAGAUACUCUUUAAUUGCAGAUGAUAAUCUCUGCUGAAGGAGAUAUAAUGCACUUUCCUAAUCUUCAUAUUUAAAAAUCGAAACAGGUUUUCCAUGGUCUGUAGCAUAAAACAUUGAAAUGGGCUUGUGGUUCAUAUGUCAAGCAGUUUUGUUGCAGUUAAACCUUGUAUGUAGAAAAAUGAUUAUCUUGAGAAGUUAAAAUAAAUGGUAUAGUAAGCUUGUGAGCCAAAUUGAAAGAAAAUCUGCUUUAAAAGACUUAAUUCAAGAUUGCUAUUGGUGACCAUCAUGUGCAGGAUUAAGAUGAUGUGCUGUUUCAAAACAGUGCUUGGAAUUCUAAGGGUGAACAAUUUUAAAUGGGAAUGCUUGGAAAACUGAAGCAAGUGUGUCUAAACUGGUUUAUAAGUAUUUUGUGCAUUAAUGAAGCAUAUCAUCAAAAGCUGACAUUCCAAUGCUGUGGAAUAUUCAUUACUUUUGAUGGACAGACAGGAAAAGACUUUCUAUUUCAGGUCUUUGUCAUUUCAACUUCUUUUGUUGCUUUUUUACAUGGAAUAAACAGAUUUCAGCUGA